CCCGCCGCCGCGCUCCAGCUGGGCGGGGGGGCCGAGCCGGCACGGCCCGGCGUCGCCGUCAUCGACCUUCGCUUCCCCCGCGGCGCCGCCGCCGACGUGCAGGAGAUCGUCUUCAGGAACUUCUACACGGCCUUCCUGAGCGUGCGGGUGCAGCGCCCCGGCCCCACCGGCUCCCGCCGCUGGGUGACCUGCCUGCGGGACUACUGCCUGAUGCCCUGCCCACACACCGAGGAGGGCUCCCAGGACUACUUCUCCCUCCGCCGCCACCAGAUGCUGUGCGACGUGGACCAGGUGACAGCGGUGCGGUUCAUCCUGCGGCAGCCCUCCCCGGUCUGGCUCCACUUCACCAUCGAGGAGCUGCAGAUUUUCCCCCCCGGACAGAAGAGCCCCCAGAAGGAUUUCCCCUCCUGGCUCUCCCAGCUGACCCCUCCGGAGCAGCCAGCCAGCCUGCAUGGGGAGCUCCCUGACCCGGAGAAGGUGUCGACAGAGGUCCAGCAAAUGUGGGUGCUGACGGAGGUGAUCCGGGCUCGCCAGGCAGCUGCCCGCAUCGGGCGCUUCGACGUGGACGGCUGCUACGAUAUCAACCUGCUUUCCUACACGUGAGCCCCGCGGGUGCUGGCCAGAGGGAGCCAGCUCCUCCGCACUCCCAGGGCCCAAGCAGACUCCUGUGCUCCCGCAUCGGCCUUCGUCCCUGUGGCCCCGGGGGGUGUUCCAGGCCCUCCCCGUGCCCCUUCCCGACUCCUCCUGUGCUGGCUGGCAGUGGGGGGCAGCGCUGCCGCCCCAGAGCCCCCCGUGAGCCUCUCCCACCCCGGUGCCCUCCAGCUGCCGCGGCUCUGCUCUUGGCACGUCCUGUGUUGCUGCUCCCUGCUGCGGGCAGAGCCUGGCUCCUCCACCCUACCUCCGCGCUGGGGAGCGGGCCCGGGCCCUGGCCCUGCCUGCGCUGCCUGCAAGACAAGGCUCCUGCGGACAAGGGGGUGCUGGGGCCGGUGCCCACCAUGCU
Molecule: messenger RNA, 1000 nt
Organism: Gymnogyps californianus (California condor)
Lineage: Eukaryota; Metazoa; Chordata; Aves; Accipitriformes; Cathartidae
Gene: NICN1
Product: nicolin 1, tubulin polyglutamylase complex subunit
Exons: 6
Cellular component (GO): nucleoplasm
Source: RefSeq, a predicted model, not a curated record